UGCAGGCGGAAGUCACGUUGUUUCCACUCUUUCGACUGAAGUUAUGGGAGUCACUGCUAACGUUACCGAGGGGAAACAGAAAAGGGGUUUUAACAGCAAAAAAACAGCCAUACUCAGGUAGUAGGGGCCAAGAUUCGUUUCAGCUAAAAUAGUAUUAAACCUGUUAAGGAAACGAUGUCGAAAACAGAGAGCAAAUCCGCUAAGGAUCUGACAGAAGCGAUGGAGGAAACAAUGCAGAGACUUCAGGGACAAUUCAAGGGAAUUUCCGAGCAGCUGGAGUCCAAAAUAGAUGAGAUGGGAACACGCAUUGAUGACCUUGAGAGCAACGUGUCUGAGCUCAUGACGCAGGCCGGCAUGGAGGAGCAGGCCACUUCCUGUCAUGUGACCUCCAAAAACUGAGAUUUCCCUUUAGUGGGGACACUUCACUUCACCUCUUAUCACUUUAAAAUGUAGCCAAAUGGAUGCUUUGCUGCUAACAAAUCUGUGUGUUUCUCUCAGUACUAACACUAAUCACAGGCACAAUAUUUGUCUUAACCUUUCUUUAUAGUUAUAAGAAAACACAACUUUUUUUUGGUUUUAGUGCAUGAGAUGUGAGAUUCCAGCAGACCAAAAGGCUUUCAGGCACCUUGUAGACAUUUAUUUUGACUUGUUUUAUUUUAUAGUCAAUGUUUUCCGACCAAAAACACUACUUCUUUGUAACCUCAAGGCUUAUCAACGCAUCAGAUGCAGUCCCUACCUCAGACAAAGCUUCUUUUUUUUAUUAUGAAUAAACUUGAGCUUGUUCUUUGGCUGCACUCUGGAACAAAACAACCAUUUUUAACAAGGGCCUCUUACUUUAUCCAACAAAGUGUUAGUAGCCGAAGUUUGUUGCCAUCACAUCUCUGAGUUUUAAAGAUCAGCUGUCUAUAUCUUAGCUGAUGUCACUAAAAUGUAGCAUCUAAAAUACGACCUUAUUGGAAGCAAAUCGACCUUUGAAAGACAAACCACUAAAGCCAUUAAUUAAUGCAGCAAACCUCUUCUGGUUUUAUAUCAUUUCUGCUACAGUAAUCUAAAUGUCUCUGCCUAUAUAUUAUCUCCGUGUAACUGUUUCAAAUGCAAUGUAAAGUCUGCUAUGCAGUGGCCUUAAAACGGGUGACUUUUAAGUGAUUUUGCAAUAUAUAUAUUUAUUUUGAUGGCUUUCACUUUUCUUGAUUUCUGGGAGACUUUUCAGUUUUUCACAUCUAUGCAAUUUAUUUGUGAGCAUAAAACUAUAUCAUGUAAAGCACAACUGUUUGUAUCAUCAUGUGUCUUCCUCUAUGUAACCGCCACUGUUUAAUGCACAUGGUGUUGCACUCUUAUGUAUUUAUAUAAUCUAUUAAAGCUUGAUAAAAAAAAGAAGAUGCUGUUAAUCACAAUAAUGGCAAUCCUGGAAAAAAUGACGAUUAAAAUGUUGAACUCUUAAAAUAAAGACUUAUAAAUAUGAAGAAUC
Messenger RNA from Eleginops maclovinus (Patagonian blennie), 1468 nucleotides. RefSeq names its product heat shock factor-binding protein 1-like. Gene Ontology annotation, cellular component: cytosol; nucleus. Gene Ontology annotation, molecular function: transcription corepressor activity. Bases 175 to 399 code for a protein of 74 amino acids. The transcript is spliced from 3 exons. Gene Ontology annotation, biological process: cellular heat acclimation. The record is from RefSeq and is a predicted model, not a curated record. NCBI's taxonomy places the organism in Eukaryota, Metazoa, Chordata, Actinopteri, Perciformes, Eleginopidae.